AUGGUACCUAAUUCGUGCAGUAUGGCGCCAAAUGACAUGCAGGUUCGUCACGGCGUAUUAGCCGUCAAUGAAGCGACUACAGAUAAGCCUCAGUUCCAUGCAGACGGUGUCGAAACCUCUAAGAAAGAGUUUCAGGAGGGCGGUUAUGGAUGGGUCAUCGUUAUGUGUGUAGCGCUCAUCAACAUGCACACCUGGGGCCUGAAUGCGGUAGGGAUGCAUAGCCCAGCAGAAGACUAUGCCAGCCUGACUCACGGUGGAAUCACAGUCCUUCGCCCUCUCAUGACUGCACCCCUUGUCACUCUGUCAGUCCGCUCAUUCGGAUCCAGAUCUACACUGGCGCUGGGAGUCAUCAUCCAGACCAGUGCUCUGUUGGGCGCCUCAUUCCAAUCCCAGAUAUGGCACCUCGUGCUUACGCAGGGCGUCUUCUUCGGUCUAGGCGUCGGGUUAUCUUUUAACUCUACAGUAUCGAUCAUCUCCCAAUACUUCGACAAACGCCGAUCAUUUGCAAACUCAUUAUCAACCUGUGGUUCAGGUUUUGGUGGCUUGGCAUAUUCUCUCGCCACAAACGCGGCCAUUCAAAGUGUCGGCUUGGCUUGGACAUUUCGUAUUCUUGCCAUUUUAACACUUGUCGUCAACGGCCUUUGCUGCAUUCUGCUGCGCGAUAGAAACAAAAGCGUCGGUACAGUACUCUCUGCAUUUCGUUGGGCGCUACUCAAAAGGAAAGAUUAUCUUCUUUUCUUGUCGUGGGGAUUUUUCAGCCUAAUCGGCUACACCAUUGUUAUCUUCUCUCUCGCCGACUUCGGCCAGAGUGUAGGGUUUACAACGAGUCAGGCAUCCCUGGCCGCGGCCCUUAUGAAUCUCGGGCAGGGUAUUGGCCACCCCAUUAUAGGCCUGUCGAAUGAUCGAUGGGGCCGCUUCAACGUCGCCGGAAUCAGCACCUUACUUGCUGGUUUAACAACGUUAUUCAUUUGGGUUUUUGCCGGAAAGUACUUCGCCGGUCUCAUCGUUUACGCGCUUUGUGGUGCUCUAGCCGGCUGUCUUUGGCCCACGGUGGCGGCUGUGGGCGCUGAAGUCGUCGGGCUUCCACUCCUUCCGUCGGCGCUUUCUAUCUUCUGGACAGUUCUCUCUAUACCAACUCUUCUUGCCCAGCCCAUUGCUCUCGCUAUCAAGGGGCAAGGACGGGGCGGUGAUAGCUACCUCGGCGUCCAACUUCUAGCCGGCCUGGCGUACAUGUCGGCAUUCGCCUCCCGUAAGUACUAA
Molecule: messenger RNA, 1260 nt
Organism: Verticillium nonalfalfae
Lineage: Eukaryota; Fungi; Ascomycota; Sordariomycetes; Glomerellales; Plectosphaerellaceae
Exons: 4
Coding region: 1-1260 (419 amino acids)
Biological process (GO): transmembrane transport
Molecular function (GO): transmembrane transporter activity
Source: RefSeq, a predicted model, not a curated record